Molecule: messenger RNA, 1660 nt
Organism: Daucus carota subsp. sativus
Lineage: Eukaryota; Viridiplantae; Streptophyta; Magnoliopsida; Apiales; Apiaceae
Exons: 2
Coding region: 39-713 (224 amino acids)
Source: RefSeq, a predicted model, not a curated record
GUUAAUUAGAUUCCACUACUGAGUUAAAAUUUUAAAAAAUGAAAUUCACAAAAUCACCGGCGAUUGAUCUAACGGUCCGCGAUGCCCAUCUCUCAAUCCAACAAGACAACGCUUCUAUGCACGUUGGCACCUCCGUGUGGCCCUGCUCACUCGUCGUCGUUAAGUUCGCCGAGCGGUGGACUUCUCCGACCGCCGUGAUCGACGGCGCCGUCAAUCCCUACGCCGAUCUUCUCGAUUUUCGCAAUAAACGCGCCGUCGAGUUAGGCACCGGUUGCGGCGUUGCCGGAAUGGGAUUAUACCUACUUGGUCUGAACGACGUCGUUUUGACGGAUAUAGCUCCAGUUAUGCCGGCCCUAAAGCAUAAUCUCAAAAGAAACAAGCCUGUAUUGGGCCGGAUGUUAAAAAUGGCCCAAUUGUACUGGACCAACGCUGACCAAAUUAAAGCGCUAAGCCCACCGUUCGACUUUGUCAUAGCUACUGACGUGGUUUAUAUUGAGGAAACGGUGGGCCCGCUCAUCGAUGCCAUGUCAGCGCUGGUAGCUGACAACGGCGUCGUUUUGUUGGGGUAUCAGUUGAGGUCACCGGAGGCAGACACGCUGUUCUGGGAAAUGUGUCCGAGAGUUUUCAAUGUUGAGAAGGUCCCACAUGAGCAUUUGCAUAGUGAGUAUGCUUAUGAGGAAGCUGAUGUUUAUGUGUUAAGGAAGAAAUUGUAAUUCACUGUCUGAUUAUUACAGGACAAAUCAGCAACCUCUAACAGAUCAAUCAAGUCCCCAGGCUCAUUCAACUCAAGAGUUCCAACAGAGGCAGCUCAAAGAAAGAAAAUGGGACCAAAGGCUUGCAAUACUCAAGUUCAGGCUUGGAAGCAUGAGUGCGGAUGCGGGGGUGCAGGUUCGUAUUACGGGAAUACGAGAAUUCGUUAAAUUCAAAAAUAUGAGGAUAUGGGUGCGGGGAUAUGACAAUAUUUAAAUAUUAUAUAUUAUAUAUAUAUAACUCAAAUUACCACUGUCAGCAUAAACCUAAAGUAAACUGCUCUAUUUUCUCCUAAUGAGAACUAAUAAUAGACUAAUAUUAUAGAUAAUAUAUAUAACUCAUUUAUUGAUCGCUCUGAGGUCCUGGAAGAUCUUAACAGAUCUUCAGUGUUUGUCACAGUUUACACAUGUUACAUAUGUAGUCACAGGUUCAUCAGCACUCCGAGUAUGCAUCUGGUAACAAGUGCACUCAUCUAUUCCAACGAGUGCACCUGAAGUAUUUUGACUAUUUAACUUGAAGCUUUAAAAAAAUUUGCUAAAAAUAACGAAAAAUGCCACUCCCACACCCCAAUCCCCGCACCUCUGUAUCCCCAUCUCUGACUCUUCCGAUGCGUAUCCUAUACACAUUCCGUGCACCCUGCGCUGUGAAGUAUCCUCUACACAGUUCUUCAUGGCAUAUAUGGCAUUGAAGUAUCCUUGCUUUCUAGAGUUUAGGCAAAGAAAAAGCCAACUAUGAUGGACAUACUUAGAUGUCCUCAUCAUGGUCUUUCAUUUAAGGUCCAUAGGUAGACAGACUUACAGCCAAGCACCACGAAUGAUGGACAUAUUUAGAUGUCCUCGUCAAGGUCCACAGUUAGGAGUUCUCAUUGUGAAUGAUGGACAAACUUAGAUGUCUCAGCCAUGUUCAAGUC